Messenger RNA from Doryrhamphus excisus (bluestripe pipefish), 1441 nucleotides. It is a transcript of the gene rpz2, whose product is annotated as rapunzel 2. The record is from RefSeq and is a predicted model, not a curated record. NCBI's taxonomy places the organism in Eukaryota, Metazoa, Chordata, Actinopteri, Syngnathiformes, Syngnathidae.
UACAAUGCUAGGUCGAUCGAUUGAGAACUGAAGAACUGCUGAUUAUUUUGUGUUAUCGUCGCUGUUAUCAUCUGUCCUAAGAAACGUAUCUUUAGUUCUUUAGCAGGCGUUCAAAAGGAUCAAGAAAGCGAAGAAACAAUAUAUAUAACGUUUUCCAUGACUAGAUACUAAACCCCGGAGUUCCGCCCAUUUCCUGACGCUUUUUGAUUGACGGUUUUAUACAAUAGAUUUGACUUGUAGUUGUGUGAAGAUGUUCGUUAGUUGAAUUGAAAAAAAACAAAACAAAACCUGUGAGGUCACCCAAACCGGUUUGGUAGUUUGUGUGCACGCCCAUCCACCAGCCAAUCAGAAAGGAACUUGCGUGAGUCACUUCCUGGUGUCACAUACCUUAUUUGGCGUGAAGGGGCGGUGACCUUGUAGACCGGAAAAGGAAAAUGGUGGCCAGGCGGCUUCAGUAGGCAGAGACGGAUACCAAAGCCUUUAUCUCUGUCUUCAGCAUCACUUCCUGUGUCGUGGCGGCCAGAGAAGAAGCGCAGCCAUGGUAGACGCCGCGCAGCUCAAGAAAAACACGGCCACCAUUUUGGGCUACGUGGAGAAGGUGUCCUCGUUCGCCUCCUCCAUCGACCCCAUCUUCGGCAUCGUCUCCUCCCUGGUGGGCGUGGCUCGCAAGGGCCUCAUGGACGAGGAGGGCCACACGUUGGACAAGGACUUCCAAGCCAUCCACACCAAACUGGAGAGCAUCUCAGAGAAGAACCAACAGUGCCUGAGGCAGAUCCGAAUCGACGAGGUGAACGAGACCUACGGCAAGUACGAGGAGUACAUCAAGCACCAGUAUGUGGCCUUCAACAACAUGGUGGCCCAGAUGAAGAAGGACCCGGGGAACACUCAGAACUACAUGGACAACUUUGAGAAGAUCUACGAGCGAGACAAAAUGGACACGGGCCUGGAUGUGUACUACCGUGGCGUGAUGGGCGCCAGCGCGCUGUUCGGCAGACCCCUGCUCAAGGUCUACCUGGACAACUGCGACAGCGACCUGGAGAUCAUGGAGCACCGCUGCUCGCACAUCGCUCACCUUUUCCACAUGGGCCUCAUCGCCUUGAUGGCCUACACGGCCGUCACCGGGGACGACGAGCAGGAGGUGCGGGACAAGUGGGCCACCAGGGUGCGCGACAUCCAGGAGAAGAUGCAGGAGGUGCUGAGUCAGUGCAAGGCCAAAAGUCCACAUCCAGAAGAAGCUGCUGAACGUGGCCCAGAAGAGAAACCGGAGGACCGCAGGCCUGUGGACCAGUAGAACCAGAGACAGGCCCUCUCAUUGGACCAAUAAAAGAUGUGUUGUGUAACCUGAACCAAAACAUGAUCUUUGUGUUACUGACCUUGCAUGUUUACGUGUUGAACAAAUAAACCUGAGACUGACUGGGCUCCUAUUGGCCAAAAGUUGGAC